AAAUUUAGCGCAGAAGUCCGCCAUCUUUUUCUGUACCCUGUCUCUUCCUCUCGCCGGACAGGAAAGCUUCUCGUCCAGCCCGCAGACAUCAUGGCCAACCCCAGAGUCUUCUUCGACAUCACAGCCGACGGCAGUCCUGUGGGCCGCGUGGUUAUGGAGCUCCGCCCUGAUGUGGUUCCAAAGACCAGCGAGAACUUCCGGGCUCUGUGCACCGGCGAGAAGGGCUACGGCUACAAGGGCUCCACCUUCCACCGCAUCAUUCCUGAGUUCAUGUGCCAGGGCGGCGACUUCACCAACCACAACGGAACCGGUGGAAAGUCCAUCUACGGCAACAAGUUUGCUGAUGAGAACUUCACCCUGAAGCACGAGGGCGCCGGCAUCCUGUCCAUGGCCAACGCUGGCCCCAACACAAACGGGUCACAGUUCUUCAUCUGCACAGCAAAGACCACCUGGCUGGAUGGGAAGCACGUGGUGUUCGGCCGCGUGGUGGAGGGUAUGGACGUGGUGAAGAAGAUGGAGUCCUACGGCACCUCCUCUGGUAAGCCCAAGGCCAAGAUCAACAUCGCCGACUGCGGACAGCUCUGAGCGCCACCGGGACCCUCCCAACACGCACCAACGCCCCUCUGCUCCUGUAGUCUACCCCUUUAGGCUCCACCCCUCCAUGAAUCAACAUUCCCAUCGAUGGAGAGUCGGCCGAUAUCCCCCCCCUUCCCUUUUUGUGUUCAGAUCAAUGUUGCUGCAUCUGUGACUUUGUCUUUUUGAAGUUUCUUUUGCAUUAACGUUUUUCCACAACGCCCUGACGGUUUUUUGUUAAAUCGAAUAAAUCAGAAAAUAAAGAUGCCUUGAUAAUGAA
Messenger RNA from Cyprinodon tularosa, 853 nucleotides. It is a transcript of the gene ppiaa, whose product is annotated as peptidylprolyl isomerase Aa (cyclophilin A). The coding region runs from base 91 to 585 and encodes 164 amino acids. Gene Ontology annotation, biological process: protein peptidyl-prolyl isomerization; protein folding. The record is from RefSeq and is a predicted model, not a curated record. Gene Ontology annotation, molecular function: peptidyl-prolyl cis-trans isomerase activity. Gene Ontology annotation, cellular component: intracellular membrane-bounded organelle. NCBI's taxonomy places the organism in Eukaryota, Metazoa, Chordata, Actinopteri, Cyprinodontiformes, Cyprinodontidae. The transcript has 4 exons.